Molecule: messenger RNA, 1273 nt
Organism: Onychostoma macrolepis
Lineage: Eukaryota; Metazoa; Chordata; Actinopteri; Cypriniformes; Cyprinidae
Exons: 2
Coding region: 112-1002 (296 amino acids)
Molecular function (GO): hydrolase activity; nucleic acid binding; metal ion binding
Source: RefSeq, a predicted model, not a curated record
GAGCGGCGAGCAGUUAUUUGACUAUCACUGCAGUAUGGAAAAUGAGCACCCGGGACACCUAGGAGUUAUUUCAAAGGAGAUUUUGAAGGAGAGCUGUUUCAUUUCAAUCUAAUGGAUCACCGGACUGUUUUGCUGGCGUUUCUCUGCUUUCUGCUCGUCACUGUGCGCUCAGAAGUGCAGAAAGAUUUCUCACCCGAAUGCCGUGAGUUUAUGUAUAUGGGCACUCCCCCACGGGGUCUGGAGAACCGAUCACUUAAAAAGAUCUGUCAGCGUUAUAACGGCAAGCCUCGGUAUGUCACUCUGUAUGAUGUGGUGGAUCACAUCCCGGUGUAUUCUGCAUACACUUUCAAGCGCUCCGACGGCUUCAAGAAGGUUGAUGUUCCUUGGAUGUUCGAGCCUCAGCUCUCCACAGCAUCAGACUCUGGUGAGAUGCAACCAUUUCCUCCCAAUGAUGUCCAUGACAGUUUUUCAGACGCCCAGGCUGUCUUGGAAGACUACUCAAACAUUGUUGACUUCGAACGAGGCCAUUUGAACCCCGACGAGCACCAGGCUCACCCCGAUGACAAGGCAGCCACGUAUACCCUCACCAAUGUGGUCCCACAGAUCCGCGAGUUCAACGUGGGCCACUGGAAACAACACGAGCACAUCAUCCGCCGUCGACUCAACAACUACUGCCGCGGCAAGGCGUACAUAGUCACGGGGGUCACCACGUCUGGUAGGAUGAUCCGUAGGUACAACACCGACCGAGUGGCCGUUCCAACCUACCUGUGGUCGUCCUACUGCUGCAUCGAUUACGAUCACAAUGCCCCGUUUGAUGAGCGAUCCAAAUUCCCGGCCUUCGCAGCCUAUGGGCUCAACGAGAAAGAAGGAGCAGAGGUCACAGAGAUGUCUGUGCAGCAAAUUGAAGAUUUUUUGAAGAAGAACACCUUUGUGGACAAAAGGUUUCAGAUUUUCUUUGGGAACUGUGAGCCUAAUGAUGCCAUAAUGGCAGGGCAGACUUAGGUGUCUUCAUCCUGCUUCUCUUGACUUGUCGAUACCUAAAUUCAUAAACACAUUUUCAAACAUCAUUCAACUGUCAGAAUUGUGUUCUGUAGAAUGAAUACCAUAUGAUCUUAAAUAAAAGGCUCCAAUUAGAUUUUAUAACUUAAUGAGACAGAAAAAUAAUUUAUUCUAGAUUCCACUGAAAACAUUCUUUAGUUCUUUAGAAAACUAUUUUUGCAUCUACACUACCGCUCAAAAGUUUAGGGUCAGUAAGAUUUUUGAAAGAAGUGUG